Messenger RNA from Macrobrachium nipponense, 1472 nucleotides. RefSeq lists its product as uncharacterized. NCBI's taxonomy places the organism in Eukaryota, Metazoa, Arthropoda, Malacostraca, Decapoda, Palaemonidae. Bases 94 to 810 code for a protein of 238 amino acids. The record is from RefSeq and is a predicted model, not a curated record. The transcript is spliced from 4 exons.
CUUUGAGUAGUCGUAAAAUCACGCUCUCUCGCCUCCUUCCGCGAUUUCUCAGGUUUAUCAGUGUUAGUGUUUUACAUCUCCGUCAGAUCAAGUAUGGCGACCGCUUGUCACAUCAGUAUUCCAUCUCAGCAGGAUUAUUCUGUGAAGGAUUGGUUGGAAAGGGGUCCCUCUUCUUGCCCUCGUCAAUUUUCACGUGGAAUACUCGCAAGGGCUCACGUCAGCGUUCCGCUUCCCGUCGCAGGAACCGACAGAAACUGUGCAAGCUCUGGAGUGGCAGCUGCUGAUAUAGAAAUGAGCAAAACUCUCUGCGUCUACUGCAAGAAAGGUUUCAGGCCAGGCCCUGAGUAUAUAUGCCAUCUGAUUGCGUGCCUUGCAGUCAAACGUCCGGAAUUCACCCUGGAAUUCCAUGAGGGUGACAUUAUGGACGACGCCUACCGAGGGUACACUACGGUGCUCGCUCAGGUUGUAGACUGCGCGGCGGUAAGGCCCUUUGGAGUGUCGAAAGUUCUGGAGGGCAAAUACCCUUUCUCUAGCCCAUAUCCUGACAGAAGACGGGUGGGGGCGUUCAACAGGGCGCUUCCAGAGGACAGGGCUACCCCGGGGACGAUAGCAGUCCACAAGUCGAAGUUCCAUGCCCAUGACCCACUGGUCGUCAACAUGUUCGCCCAGUUCUACUCUGGGAAGAGCUUCGAGGACAACGUCGGGAGUCAGAACCUAGUCCGUCAUUUGCGUCAGGUGCCGAGGAAUAAACGCAGGAAGGGCAACAGAAGAAACGAUGACUUUGCAGAGGCCUCCAGAGCGAUACGCUGACGAAUCGCAGCCGAUGGUUCCAGGAAUGUUUGCGGCAGUUGGAGGAGGUCGUGCGAAGGACCUAUGUCCAGAAGGUCGUUUUUCUGUACAAGAUUGAAAAUGCUUUGUCUGUCAGUGACUGGGAGGGAUAUUAUGUACCCGCUAUCAGGGGCUUCUUUGAUAAGGUUUCUUGCCGUAGGGUUAAUGUUGUUGUUCUGAAUGUUGAUUAGAGUGAGGUCGAAGAAUAUCUUUUGUAAAUCUUUGCAAUCAUUUGGGACAAACUCGUUUAGUAUUUUUGCCAAGUUGGUUAAUGACUGAAAUGUAAAUAGAACCUUAGGUAAAAUAUGUUUUUAUUAUAUUGUCAAUAACUCUCAGCUGUGAUAUCUAUGUUCGUAAUGUUUGUAUUUAUUCUUUGUAUGUGUGGAAAUAUUUGUUUUUAAAUGCGUUGUUUUUUGUGACAUUUCUGUGCAAAUGUUGCUCUAAUAUGUGCUAGGUUUAAGGCUAUGGUUGCUAAGCAAUUAUAGUACAAUUUACAACAUAUUUUACUUUUAGUGUUCUGAUUUAAUCUAUCUAACUGAAAUUUGUUAGGAUAGGGAUUUUUAUUGACAGUUAUUAUUAGAAUUAAUUGUAUAUUAUAUAUCUUUUUACUGAGUCAUACUUUCUUACUAAUGCAAAUUAUUAUA